Molecule: messenger RNA, 3729 nt
Organism: Prunus armeniaca (apricot)
Lineage: Eukaryota; Viridiplantae; Streptophyta; Magnoliopsida; Rosales; Rosaceae
Source: the annotation of a GenBank genome assembly
AUGCAAUUUUUGAUGGGUUUGAGCGACACCUACUCUACGGUUCGAGGAUCAAUUCUCAUGAUGAAUCCCUUACCUGACACAUGCAAAGUUCAUGGCCUGGUUCUCCAACACGAGCGCCAGUUAGAGGUAACCAGCAGGCAUGACAAUCUGGUUACUCCACAUGCGAUGCAAACCGGUCGUUCUUCGGUGGCCACCACUCCCUCCACAGGUUGGUCACAAUCCCCCUCCACAGGUUGGUCACAAUCCCGCAAAUCCCUCAAGUGCUCAUAUUGUGAUGGAGAUGGUCAUCUGAAAGAACGAUGCUACUUUAUUAUUGGUUUCCCUGUGGGACAUAAAUGGCAUGGCAAAAAUGUUAAGCCCAGAAACCAGCGUUCCGGUCCAACAACUCACAACAUUGAAGCCAUUCAGUCAACAGUUCAACCUACUGCCAUCACCAAGACAACCCCCGUUGAUGGCCCAACCUUCACCACUGAGGAGUACAACGAACUUAUUACCAUGCUUCGUAAUAAGAAGGGUAACAGUCAGCCUCUAGCACAUGCAACAGGUAUCAUUACACCCACUUGUAAUAUUGCACAACAUGAUCCACACUCCACGCUAUAUUGGAUUGUGGAUAGCGGGGCCACCGAUCACAUUUCUCAUUCGGCUCCUACACAUAAUCAAACUGCCACACAUCAUGAAUUUGUUAGUUUGCCCAACGGAGAACAGACAGCAAUACGUAACAUUGGAUCUAUGAAUUUAUCGCCUGACUUGACUCUUGAUGGAGUUCUACAUGACGUGGAUACGAAGAAGACGAUUGGCCUGGGCAAGCAUUUUGAUGGGCUUUACUACCUCACACCUACCCAAAAUCCUCAUCUUGCUACUCAUGUUCGGCGUACCUCCAUGCUUUGGCAUCAACGUCUCGGACAUCCGUCAUCUGCACCCCUUCACUCUUUAUCCAAGACUAUUCCUGAAAUAAUGUUUCAUUCUGAGCAAAUUUGUGAUGUUUGCCCUUUGGCUAAACAAACCAGAUUACCAUUUACUUCUAGUUCAAUUAAAACAGUUGCACCUUUUGAUCUUAUUCAUUGUGACAUUUGGGGCCCUCAUAAUACCCGUACACAUUCUGGGGCACGUUAUUUUUUGACAAUUGUUGAUGAUUUCACUCGUUUCACUUGGGUUCAUCUUAUGAAUUUUAAAUCUGAUACACAAACCAUUUUGAAAUCAUUUUUCUCUUGGGUCACCACUCAAUUUAAUCGCACCAUUAAAACUCUUCGUUCUGACAAUGGUAGUGAAUUCCUAUCCAUGCGUCCAUUCUUUCUUGAACAUGGCACCAAUUUCCAACACUCUUGCACAUAUACUCCUCAACAAAAUGGGGUCGUUGAACGCAAACAUCGUCAUCUCUUAAACAUUGGUCGCGCACUUCGGUUCCAAGCUAACUUGCCUUUGCAAUUUUGGGGAGACAGUCUUCAAACAGCAUGUUACCUCAUAAAUCGACUCCCCACCCCCUUACUCUCUCAUAAAACCCCUUAUGAGCGAUUACAUGGGAAAUCACCUUCUUAUUCUCACCUACGGGUUUUCGGGUGCCUUUGCUAUGCCACUCACCUUAACCCCACUCACAAAUUUGACACCCGGGCUCGUCGUUGUCUUUUUCUUGGGUAUCCUCUUCGUCAGAAAGGCUAUUGUGUCUUUGAUCUUGAGACAAAGAAAUAUUUUGUGUCUCGGGAUGUCAUUUUUCAUGAAUCAUCAUUUCCUUUUUCUCACUCCCUUUCUAAUCCUCCCACGGACCAGCCCAUUCUGCCUACUCCUCCUACCACUUCAGACCUUCCUUCUCUACCCGGCCCAAUGUCUCCAGGCCCAUAUUCCCCACACUUACCUCUCCUAGACCCGGCCCACUCUGAUCAGCCAAUCUCUCAUUCUGAUACCCUUCCAAACCCUACUUCCCCAAUCUCCACACCGCCUCUCCCUUCUCUCGAUGGCGGCUCUGGUUCUUCAAUCCCCGGCCUCACCUCUCUUUCGACUGAUCAGCCGUCGUCCUCCCUUGAACCUUCACAGCCUCAUCCUUCUUCUCUUGACUCAUCCUCAUUACCUCGACGGUCUGCCCGUGUCCCCCGUCCUCCUACCUAUCUUCGGGACUAUGAAGCUCAUCACACCGCCUUGCUCACGCCCGGAGUCGCUUCUUCCUCCACGUCUGGAACCAGGUAUCCCCUUCAUCGAUAUGUAUCUUACUCUGGUCUUUCUCCUGCUUAUCGGAAUUAUGUGUGUAAUAUAUCCCGAUUGGUAGAGCCUUCUUCCUAUGAACAGGCCUGUCAUGACCCUCAAUGGGUUGCUGCAAUGAACUCUGAGCUGCAAGCUCUUGAAGACAACCACACCUGGUCGCUGGUUCCUCUGCCUCCCGGUCAUCGUCCCAUUGGUUCCAAGUGGAUUUUUCGGAUUAAAUACCACUCUGAUGGCUCUGUUGAUCGUUACAAGGCCCGCCUUGUUGCCCAGGGAUUCAACCAACAUGAAGGUAUUGACUUCACUGACACAUUUGCUUCGGUUGCGAAGUUGAUUACUGUCCGCUGCUUACUCACGGUUGCGGCUGCUCGCAACUGGUCUCUUCAUCAAAUGGACGUUCAGAAUGCGUUUCUCCAUGGCGACCUCCACGAGGAGGUUUACAUGUUACCUCCGCCUGGUUCACGUCGACAGGGGGAGCAGCAGGUUGUUUGUCGACUCCACAAGUCCUUAUAUGGAUUGAAACAAGCUCCACGGAGCUGGUUUCGAAAGUUUUCAUCUACUAUAUGUGGAAUUGGUUUCAAGCAAUCUAAGGCAGAUUACUCUUUGUUCACACAGGUACAUGGAAGUUCCCUGACUAUUAUAUUGCUCUAUGUAGAUGACAUGAUCAUCACAGGGAAUGAUGAGAAGGUAAUCUGUAAAUUGAAGCAUUUCCUUGGCAGCCAAUUCCGAAUCAAAGAUCUCGGACCCUUGAAAUAUUUCCUUGGUGUUGAGGUGGCACGGUCGAAAACGGGAAUUUCUAUAUGUCAACGCAAGUAUACUCUUGACAUUUUGGAAGAAGCUGGACUACUUGGAGCUAAACCAGCCAAGGUUCCCAUGGAACAUGAUAUAACAUUAUCUUCUACAGGUGAACUGCUCAAAGAUCCUACUAGGUAUCGACGCUUAGUUGGAAAGCUAAUCUAUCUCACAAUUACAAGGCCAGAAAUUACUUAUGCAGUCAAUACACUCAGCCAGUUUAUGCAAGAGCCUAAACAUCAACAUCUUGAUGCUAACAAGUUGAACCUAAUUGGUUAUUGUGAUGCUGAUUGGGCUCGUUGCCCAAUGACACGCCGGUCAGUCACGGGAUAUUGCAUCUUUCUUGGUAACUCACUGGUGUCCUGGAAAAGCAAGAAGCAAGUUACAAUUGCACGAUCAUCUGCCGAGGCUGAAUAUCGUUCAAUGGCUGCAGCUACAUGUGAACUCACUUGGUUAAGAUAUCUAUUGCAUGAUCUGCAUGUUACUCAUGAUGAACCUGCAAAGUUGUUUUGUGAUAAUCAAGCUGCCCUAUAUAUUGCAGCAAAUCCAGUGUAUCAUGAACGAACCAAACACAUUGAGCUCGAUUGUCACACCGUUCGUGAAAGAAUAGAAAGAGGUGAGAUCAAGACUGGAUAUGUGCAAACUGGAGAACAGAUAGCAGACUUGUUUACCAAGCCAUUGAGGGCACCUGCAUUUUGUUCACUUCUUGGCAAGUUGGGUGUCAUCAAUAUCCACCUUCCAACUUGA